Messenger RNA from Gloeophyllum trabeum ATCC 11539, 987 nucleotides. RefSeq lists its product as uncharacterized. The record is from RefSeq and is a predicted model, not a curated record. The transcript is spliced from 4 exons. The annotation marks the transcript as partial. NCBI's taxonomy places the organism in Eukaryota, Fungi, Basidiomycota, Agaricomycetes, Gloeophyllales, Gloeophyllaceae.
CCCUACCAAGUUGAUCCCGCCGAUGGCGUUCGUGGUCCCCAACAGGGCUACAACUUGUGCAACUCUACCACCGAGAAUCAGAACUCUAUGUGUCAAACCUCUUUUGUGAAUCACAUUGAUGACUUCUGUUUGUGGGCACCCCCCAAACCUGACCAGACCAUCGGUGACACUGAGGGCGAGGAAGUCGCCUGGUGCACGAAGAAGGGUCAUGGUACCCGUCUCAUCCCCGACGGCGCUCUUCAGGGCGUUCAGUACCUCAAGACUCCUGACUACAUCCAGAUUGUUGGCUUCAUCGACCAGAAGCAGAUCAACAUUGCUUCUGAUGACUUCGGUGGCGAGUUGGACCCCCACGGUGCUGACCUUCGUGGCAACCCCCUCGGUGGUCUCAUGUACUCUAACGCCUUCCCCAGCAACAAUGGCAACAACGACUCUUACCAGCAGGUGAUCGAAUGGCACAACUUCAUGGGUGGCAAUGCCUUCUGUAUCAAGGUUUGCGACCCUGCCGGUGCUCACGCUGCCGACUACUGCCAGCACAUCUUUGACCGCAUUGGUUGCGCGUACAACGACCCCAACCAGGCCAAGAACGGCACCUUCGAGGUCUGCGACUCUGACAAUGCCGACUACCCGGGUGUCUACACUUCGAACGGCCAGGUCAUGACCUACACCCAGCCCCCCGAGUCGCUCGGUGCCAUCACCACGAUGCCCUACACCGCCCGUGUCGCGGCGUCGUCCAACUGUGUGCAGUAUGAGUCGAAAGCUCUCUACACCGACCUCGCGUCCGUUGCUGGCUCCGGCUCGAGCGCAUCCGCCACCGGCUCUGUCACUGGGACUGCCAAGACUGCGGGUGCGACCGGCGGCAGCUCGUCACGCUCUGGGUCUGCUGCCCAGUCGAGCUCGACCGGUGGCACCAGCGGUGCUGAGGCGCUCGGCAUCAGUGCCGUGUCCGGUAUCAUCGGUGUUACGUUCGCGAUGAUGUUCCUGUCAUAA